AUGGGUAAAGGUAAAAAGAGGGGAAGCGAAAGCAGAAACAAUGAUUCUGGCUCUGAAACCCAAUGUGAUAUUGAAUCUGUUAUUGGUAAAUUGACGGAAACCGUAUUAGAUCUCAGAACUAUGGUGAUCUCUUCGGCAGAAAAUGUAAAGGAUAUUGAAAAGCGCUCAGCACAGUAUCAGGGCUCUACUACUCAAACCUUAACUUCAAAUUCUUUCAAAGUGGAGCAAUCUGCUACAUUUGUAAACAAAGCAUAUAUUUCGCAUUGGAGAGAACUAGGAGAGGGAAUAUUCAUUUCAGUCCUGGAGGGAAAUUGCAUCCGCGAGCCUUCUUAA
Messenger RNA from Acanthoscelides obtectus, 333 nucleotides. The record is from the annotation of a GenBank genome assembly. NCBI's taxonomy places the organism in Eukaryota, Metazoa, Arthropoda, Insecta, Coleoptera, Chrysomelidae.